Homarus americanus (American lobster) is the source of this 6995-nucleotide messenger RNA. RefSeq names its product novel acetylcholine receptor chaperone-like. The coding region runs from base 53 to 586 and encodes 177 amino acids. NCBI's taxonomy places the organism in Eukaryota, Metazoa, Arthropoda, Malacostraca, Decapoda, Nephropidae. Gene Ontology annotation, biological process: chaperone-mediated protein complex assembly; positive regulation of protein localization to cell surface. The transcript is spliced from 4 exons. The record is from RefSeq and is a predicted model, not a curated record. Gene Ontology annotation, cellular component: endoplasmic reticulum.
GGGACACAGGAGCUAAACACUGGCACUGAGUGACAGUCGCCAGCUCGCAACCAUGGCGUCUAUAGUCUUAAAAUCUCUAUCUGUAUUACUGGGUAUAUUCUUUAUUUUUGUAGGCACAACGAAAUUAACUCCACAGAUCAGCAAGGAACUCCAUAAAGACCUCCGGAAAGAGUUUACCCGCUACAGCAAGGUUUUCCCAUUGGCCCAGACACUCGAGUUCAAGAUCCCCUCAAAGUGGUACCGACGAACUGUGGGUGGCCUCGAAGUGUUCUGUGGAUUCUGUCUUACCUUCAUCCCUUCCAAACGAAUAAAGCAAUCAGCCAACCUGGUGUUAGCAGUAAUGAUGCUGUUUGCCACAUACAAUCACUGGAUGGUCGGGGACAAGUUUGAAAGACUAGCUCCUUCCCUGGUGUUCUUCUUCAUGCUGACGUGCAGACUGAUCGUGGAGUAUCAGAUACGCAGGAAGGAGAAGGUGGACAAACUGGCCCCCAAAAAGGCAUCCGGCACCGAUACGAAAGAGGCUGCCAACGCUACUGCCACUACUUCUACCACUGUCCAACACAAUAAGCUCAAGAAGGAUCUCUAGUUUCUUGCCUCGUUCUGUUAUAAGACUAAAUUUGGGUUGCUUUGAAAUGGUCUUUUUGAUGGAAUGUAGAAACCUUACCUUUGCUGCCAAAAUGGUACCAUAAGCUAAUGACCUGGAAAUGUAUUUGGGAUUUCUGUAUAUCUAAAUUAUGUAUCUUGGAAGAAAGUGCUUUAAUUUUUGAAAAAAAAAUAUUUUGAAAAUAAAAUAGAUCAAUAAAAGACUGGAAUUAUGAACAAGAAUAUCAAAAGAAAAUGAAGCUGACAUGAAAUAUUGAACUACAGUAUUCAGAAUCAGAGCUGUAUAUAUAUAUAAAAUUAGCUAGGUAGAAAUAUUUCAAGUGUAAAUAAUAACUUUUGUUGAUAUGUCAGCUCAUCAGUGUGCUCAACCUAUGACAGUAUUAGCAUCACAACCAGCUUCAAAAAGUACCAAAGAUUACCUCGUUACAAUGCCAAUACUAGAUAUUUAUAUAUAUAUAUAUAUAUAUAUAUAUAUAUAUAUAUAUAUAUAUAUAUAUAUAUAUAUAUAUAUAUAUAUAUAUAUAUAUAUAUAUAUAUAUAUAUAUAUAUAUAUAUAUAUAUAUAUAUAUAUAUAUAUAUAUAUAUAUAUUCACGUAGCGAUUUGAAACCACUCGUAACACAAUUAUGUACCGUACUCAAUGUUUGUUUCCACUCAUAACAUUGUAUUUUUAAACCAUGCACACAUACAUAUGGAUUUUAAGAUAUGUAAUGUUGUUAAUGAGUUAGUACUGUACUAGCAAUUUGAUUUAUUGAGAUUCUUAAGUCUGCAAAUGUCUUGUUCUUAAAAAAAAAUAUAAAUGCUGCAAGUAACAUGAGGAACAUAAAAAGAUAAUUAAACUCAACAUCAUUAAUAUAUGCUGGUAAUAUCACACCAAGACAUUGUCAGUAAAGGAAUCUGUAUUGUACUAUCAUCACAUUAAUCUUAUGUUUAUAUGAUACGUAAUGUUAAAAGAGUGCACAGUUUCAUUUUCAGUGAUAUUUUCUUGUUUAGAUUUGUGGUCCAGAGUGAAGAGAAACAACUUAUUAAUAGCCAGUUGCAGAAAAUUGUGAGUGCAAGGAUCGCAUAAAAGGUUCGAUUUAUAUGUAACAAACAUUCCAGGUGUUUGAAAAAUGGAUAUGACUUCCUUUAAGACCCUAAAUGAUGGGAUUGAUGUUGCUAUAUUGUUUCUGUUAAUAGCAUCUGGGAAGUACAGUAUUAGACAAGAACAUGAAGCUACGAGUACAGUAAUUUUGUUUUCAUAAAUGGGAAUCAAGGAUAUUUAAUGGACUACUCACUGGCCUUACCAUCAUUUGUCCUAAUUUGUAACUGGUCUCUGGCAUAGUAUGUCUUAACUGGUCUCUUAUCAUGGUAUACUUUAAUUGGUCACUUGCAUUAUGGGUUCUAGCUGGUUACUGGUAUGUUGUGUCCUAGGUAACUGGUUUCUGGCUCAGUGUGACUGACCUGGUCUCUGUCAUGGUAUUUACCAAGUGAUGACUUUCUAUUGUGAGUCUUAGCUGGUCAUUGGCUGAGUGUAUCCUACUAGUCUCCAGAGCAUUAUGUCCUUAGUGGUCUAUACCAUUGUGUUGUAACUGCAGACAAGGUGUAUUCCAACUAGUCAUAAUGUCUAAAUUGGUGAUUGUAGUGCUGAACCAACAUCGUGUCCUGAGAGUCAUUUUCUUUUACUCUUGAUUUUCAGGAAUUGAGAAUGUUCAGGUGUGAGUGGUGGUGUAGCAAGACGAAGACCUCUGUGCUGGCGUCAGUGUUGCUUUAAUCAAACGUUAGUGUAUUUAAUCUGUAUCUUCCAGUCUUAUUCUUUACUUUAUCCAACACACGUUGAGGAAUUAUGUGAAAUAUGCCUUAUAUGAAGUGGUUGAUUAAGACUAAAUGGUGGUAAUAUGUUUAUGUAACAGGUGAGUCAUGUUCACUCUUCAGAAUUUGUUGUUUUCUGCAAAUUGUUCUAUUCAGAAUAGUAGGUCAUUCAUAGGCUUCUUUACAAUCUCACCUGUUUAUUCAUUCAUGAGAAUGCCAGUUUACAUCUUGUACACUUCAGCAGAAAGUUUCUGUGCCUCAAACACAUUCACAAAUUUUACUGUAUUAAAUGUUAUAUGUAAUUUUUAUUACAUGGAUAGUUUGUCAUUUGUAUAUGAUUGGCCAAACAUAUUCAAUAAUGUUUGUGUGUACAUUUGUGUACAUGUUUGUAUGCAUAUUAUGUCCAGUUGAUUAGCUGGUGGCAUUAGUACCACUGGGAUGAACUAUCUGUGGUGAAGAGGCAUUUUUCUGGACACACAUAGUACAUAUAGGUUCAGCUGUACGAUUGAAGUACUGUAAAGAAAAUGAUUUGUCAAUCAAGCUUUGCCCACUUUUGAUAUCCAUAGCAACCAUAGCAGUUCAUAAAAGUUGAUUACAGUACUGUAUGUGAAUCCAAAUGGUCAUACUGCUGUCUCGGUGAAUUCAUCAUAAUUUUUCUUCAUUUUCAUUGUUAUAUAUACGAGUAAUCUAAAAAAAAUUAAGUUGUACUUGGAAUUAUUACUCUAUCACAAGUUGGAUUUUUGUUGUAUUAGAUAUUAAAAUGAAAAAAAAUCUAUGGAUUUCCCAAUAUGGUAGCAGUUAACUUAUAUGAAUUCUUACAUACUGUACUUACUUAGUCUUAUAAGUAGUUAUUUCUAUUCUUUGUUGUUACUCUGUUACCUCCUUGAUUGUCCUUUUUGCCACCUUUAAGCUUCUAACUUGUUCAGGUGGUUGAUCAUUUGUCUGUUGUUAGAGAAACCAAAAGGGGCUGUAGUUAAGUUGAUAGGUCAGUUACCCAUGUUCAGAUAUUCAUGUACCGUUUAUUAUAUAAUGCUACAGUAUUAUAGUUUGCUCCUCUUGUCCCAAGUUUUAUGGGCACUUAAUAUUUUCCAGAUGCAAACCUUUGUAAAUAAGAACUGUCUCCUUGUAUAAGUGAUAACAUUUGAGUGUAGAGAGGAGCGCUGUGGUGUCUCCUCAUGUCAAUCACUCCUGUAGUGUUCACUGCAGGAGAUUAUAUUUGGGAGAUAGACUUUGUUUUGGUAGAGCCAAGGAGUUUCUCUGCUUUUAUAAAAUGUGUAGGAGAUAAAUGAAGAUUUAUAUGUUCAAAGUAUUAUGCAGUGUCACAUGUUUAUAUAAUCUAAAUACAAAUGAUUAAUGAGCAAACACAUUAAAAACGAGAUUUCAUAUAGGUACCAGUGGACGUGUCAAAAUUUCAAGAGUAAAUUUUUUUCCUAAUUAUGUCAAAAGUAUAGUCCCACCAAAAAUUUAAGUCAAAAUUAAAAUGUUCAGUGCAUUGAGUAGGAUGUUGCAGCAUAACACCUUACAAAAAUAAUAUAUAAAAGCUUUGACGUUAAUAUGACACCUGCCGUAAUGCACAGGUUUACCCGGUAGUAUUAAUCGUAGUCACGUACUGCACUGCAACCAUGUAAUUGAUAUCACUGAAUGAAGGUCAACAGUACAGUAUUAGUAUGGUGUUAUCUGGUGUUGUAAGAGAAUUUGCCCGUGCUACCAAAUGACUUGUCUUGUGGUGUCCCUCAUUCACUGUUGAUAUAAAUGUGUUGAUGCUUGUGGAAGGAUAGCCGUAACGAGAAGAUUUUCACUGCUACAGUAUUUCUAUUUUUCUAAAACUUCCUGAGCUGUUCUGCUUUAUCUGUACAUUAUUAGGAACACUUAGUGAUUAGCCCCUUAGCUUAUUUUACUUGAUUGAACGGCAACACUAACCUGACGUAACUAGAAUAAUCAAACCUAACCUAACCCCUCCUAGGUAGCAUAAGGGUAUUUAAUCAUCAGGUCAAAUAAGCUAGAGGGGGCCUAAUAUUCAGGUGAUCUAUUUAUUUAUAUAAUUAUUUAAAGUGUUUGUGUUUUUUUAUUGUAUUGGUGUUUUACAUUUAUUUAUUUUUCUGUUUUUGUCUCACAUCAAGAUGUCAUGAUAUCAUUUGAGAAAACUAUUGUUACGUUUUCUUUCAUCUGUAAUGCUGUUAAAUCUUUCUUGGCUUGGCUAGAGUGAAACCCCAGUCUGAACCUCCUCUGCAUCAUCCUUGGCUAAGUUGAACCCCUCCACCCCCAAGUUGAGUCUCCUAUGGGCUAUGUUGAACUCUCCCCAAAUUUGAACCUCCUGUGGACUAUUUUGAACCCUCUCCCCCAACUUGAGUCUCCUUUGGGCUAUGUUGAACCCAGUUUCAUUCUUGAGCCUGAUUGAAUCCUGUUGGCUGUAUUUCCAGGUUGAGUGAGUCAGUUGAGUAUAAGAGCCACAGGUUUAAUCUUUUGGCUUGAUUGAACCUGGGAUUGAACCUCUGUUAGUAAGAGUGAAUUUGGAAUUGAACAUCAGUUGAAAUGAUAAUGGGACUGAACCUCCCUGUUGGUUAGACUGAACCCUGGAUUAAACUUAUGUUGACUGGCUGAGCUUCGGAUUGAACCUCAUUUUUGGCUCAACUGAGCAUUGCAUUGAUUUGCUGCAAGCUAGAAUUGAACCUCCCUCUUGGUUAAGCCAGACCUUGAACCUCUGUUAGUUUCGAUGAAUUGGACCUAUUGGCUAAAAUGAAUCUAGAAUUGAACAUCCCUGUUGACUAGGCUGAAUCCUGGAAUGAACCUCUUAGCUAAAGAACAUUUUGGCUAAGUUGAAUAUUGAACCGGUGUUAGCUAAAUUGAACCUUGGAUUAAACUUCAGUUGGCUAGGUUGAACCUUCCUGUUGACUAAACCUUGGAUUGAACUUCCUCUUGGCAAAAGCUUUGAUUAAACUUCCGUGUUGACCAGGCUAAGGCUGGCUUCACACUGAACUGUCACGACACGACUCCACCAGUCAUGUCUGGUGCAAACAAAAAUGAAGGAUUUAGAUGAAGCCGUUUCACACUGACCGGACACAAUGCGACGUGACAAAAACACCAACUGUCAUGCCUGGUGCUGUCUGGCUGCUCUUUAUUAGGGCCAGUCAAGUUCCAUACUCCAAAAUGUGAAGAUGGAGGGCAAUUUAUAACUUCACUAUGAAGGAUCACAGCAAUAGAGGAGUUGUGGAUAAGCUUUGGGAGGGAAUUUCAAAUGAUCUGAAGAUCACCAGUAAGUAAUAGCUAUAUAAUUUAUAAACUGUAUACAGAAGCCGCAGGUCCAGAAAACUGUGAGAGCAAACUUUUUCAGAGUGAGUUGUGAUCUCUUGGAACAAUCUACCAGAAAAUGUUGUGAUGGCACCGUGUGUAAGCUCUUUCAAGACCAGACUUGAUCAACGCUGGAGCAGGUUCAGGUGCCGGUGCAUGCCCAGUACUUGCCAACAAUGCGAAACGAGACGUGACCGAUCGCCGAAGCGGCUAACGAGCUGAUCAGUGAUGAGGAUAAAAGUUUUAAAAGGGAUAUAUAAGUAUAUUUGCCAAGGGCCUAGCUGAGAUACAGUAGAAUAAAUAUAUGUCUGCAUUGCCAUUCUUGACUACUACUUUCGUGUUGUGUUGUGUCGUGACAGCUCAGUGUGAAACCCGCUGAAACCUUAGAUUAAACCUCCCUGUUGAAUAGGCUAAAUCUUACACAGUAGUGAACAUUCCUGUUGACUAAGCAAAACCUUGGAUUAAACCUCCCUGUUGACUAAACUAAACCCUAGAUUAAACCUCCCUGUUGACUAAGCUAAACCUUAGAUUAAACUUCCCUGUUGACUAAGCUAAACCGUAGAUUAAACCUCUCCUUCAUUGAACCUCCCAUUGGUAAGUUUAUGAUACCGCUGCUGGAUGGCCAUGAAACAGGUCACUUGAUUGCAUGGUGUCAGUCCUCUCCUGUUUACUAUUCUCCAAUUGGCUGAGAUUAGAGCAGCUGCCUGAGGUGGGAUUGUUCGAUCACCCAAACUGAAAUCUACCUUCCCCUAACCUAACCAACCAAAUAUUUUCUAAGUUAAUUAAUUUAACCUAAGCUAACUUUCUUUUAAUCCAACUCUGGUGUACCUUAAACCUAACUUAACCCAAUUCCACUCUAAUCUGAUCUAACCAAACCUAAACUUAUUCCUAACCAAACUGAUGCACCCAAAUACUGUCGCCUAAAUCAGUAUUAUUCCAUCUUACCUACUCCCUACCUCAUCCUUACCCUAAUAUAAUAAAACCAUUUUUACCUAACCUUCCUUACCUAAUAUUUUUUACCCACACUCAACUUAACCAUAUCAAACCUUGCCAAUGCCCAACCUAACCUACCCUAAGCUUCGUAUAAUCGAACCCUACCCUAAACUUCAUCUAAUCUAACUCAACCCUGGUUUAACCUAUUCAAACCCUCAUAUUUAGGGUGGCAAGGUGGGUCUGGGGAUCCUGUGUCCCAGCUGAGUCGGGUGUUGGAAGCUCAGAAGGUGGAUGGCUGUCACUACUAUGUCUCAAAUGCAUUUAUUCUCCGUUUUCACAUUGUCUGUUAACUAAAGUUAUAAGAUAAAGGAUUUCUAAUAUA